Molecule: messenger RNA, 5032 nt
Organism: Larimichthys crocea (large yellow croaker)
Lineage: Eukaryota; Metazoa; Chordata; Actinopteri; Sciaenidae
Gene: pxna
Product: paxillin a
Exons: 14
Coding region: 286-3771 (1161 amino acids)
Biological process (GO): endothelial cell migration; substrate adhesion-dependent cell spreading; transforming growth factor beta receptor signaling pathway
Source: RefSeq, a predicted model, not a curated record
GCUCCCUGUGUGUAGGGGCUGGUGGGCAGGCAGGGGGCUGGAUGUGGACUGUUGGAGCCUCCAGGGGGGCAGCAGCAGCAGCAGCAGCGGGGUAUGAGCGCGUUUGUGAGUGUGUUUGAGGCUCGUCGAGCUGCAGGGCAACUUGAAAACUUCACUGCGAUCAGUGGGGGAGGUCUGUGAUCUGAGAUUUGGCGACUGGGAGCUGAAUCGGCUGCUUACACUCCAGCUGUGAUCGACAGACGAGGACCGGUCCGGUUCUCAGCGUUGGAACGAUUUCCGGCCAACAUGGAUGAUUUAGAUGCUUUGUUGGCGGACCUUGAGUCCACAUCAUCCCACAUUUCAAAGCGACCACUCUUCCUGUCUGACGAGACCGCCUACUCCUUCCCUGUCGGGGGUCAGACCCAGCAAGACAUCUGCUCUCCACCACCAAUCCCACCCACUCCCUCUGAGCAAAACGGGCUAGAUGAAACAGAGUCUUUCAGCUCAGCUCAGAGAAGUCCCUGGUCUAGAGAUAGCAGCAGUCCAACCCAGCCCAUUGGUGAAGAGGACCACGUAUACAGUUUCCCUAAUAAGCAGAAGAGCAGUGAGUCAUCAACUGUUGCCAUGAACUCAUCCUUGGGCAGCAACCUGUCUGAGCUUGACCGGCUGCUGUUGGAGCUCAACGCUGUCCAACAGAGCACCCCUGCCUUCCCCACAGAAGAAGAAGCAGCUCCCCCACUGCCUGCCAGCACCAUCAUCCACCAUAUCCAGGAGAAUGGGGUCUCUACUGCCAACAAGACUGCCCCACCUGUAAUGGAGAAGCCUAAACGCAGUGUGGCAACUCGAGGAAUAGAGGAUGUACGACCAAGUGUAGAGAGCCUUCUGGACGAGCUGGAAAGUUCUGUGCCCUCACCCAUUCCCACGCCGUUGGUUGUGUCAGAUGAACAAACAGAUGGACAAGAGGAGACCCCAACACAGCAGCAAGCCAGAAUGUCUGCCUCCUCUGCCACCAGAGAGCUAGAUGAGCUAAUGGCCUCCCUGUCUGACUUCAAAGUCCAAAGCAAUCCUGGCUCUCAGUUGUCUGUGAAUCAGGAGGCAGUAGACCCUUCAUUGGUAGCUGAUUCAACAGUUGUCCAAGCUGUAACUGCCCCAUCAAUAAAUCCUAAUAUUGACGUAGUGGAUACUCUGCUGCCUUCUAGUUGCACGACUCCCUCCUAUACACCGCUUCCAUUAGAGCUCCAUAUAGAUGAGGAUGGUUGUUCAGUCCCUACAUCUUCAGCUGGUUCCACUGUAGUUACUGUGUCAUCCAAGACCCUUCAGUACUCUCAGAUUCAACAGAUAGACGAUGGGGGCAGUGUCACCUCUGUGAUCUCUCACCUGGAGAGCCUCAGUACCUCAAAUACUAAAGAGCCUCCUAGUCAAACUAUAGGUAACAUCCCUAUGUCAGUCACUAAAGAUUCUGAUAGUAAAGUGUCAAGUCCACUUGGAAAGAGUUUAAGUCCAGUUACUGUUGGCAAAAGUUCUAGUCCAGUACCCACUGCCAGGAGCUUCAGUCCAGUAGUUGUUUCCAAGAGUCCUAGUCCACCUAAUCUUAAAUGCUCCAAUCUAAGUCAGUCUAACAAGAGUCCAAGCCCAGUCCCUAAAAGCUACAGUCCAGUUCCUAUAAAUCAUAGUCCAGAGAUAAAGACUGCUAGUCCAGUCACAGUUCCAUCUCUUUCAAGUCCAGUUCCGAAAACUGCAAGUCCAUUGACAGUCCCUAAUAUCUCUAGUCCAAUUACCAUCCCAAAGAGUGCUACUCCAGAAACAGUUCCCAAGAGUGCUAGUCCAAUGCCAAUUCCAAGACUUUCAAGUCCAGUUCCAAAGAUUUCAAGUCCAGUAACGGUUCCAAAGAGUGAAACUGCAGUUCCUAAAAGUCCAGCUUUAGUCACCAGAAAAACUUACACUGUUCCAGGUACCAGCAGUUCCAGAGCUUCACCAGUUCAGCUUGCUGCUGUACCGUCAAAUACCUCUUCCCCUCCUUCAGAAAAGCAGAAAGGUGAAAUACUUGAUUUAACAUGGCCAUGCCGGGAGCCUUUAUUGGAUGAUGCAUUAGACAGACUCUUAUUCCCUGACUCCACACAACCGACUGAGAAUCAGCCACCUGCCUCCUUUAUGCCUGGAGAUGAAGACAGAUCUUGGGAGGAGGAGGACGGGAUUUACCCUGAUCUUAGCCGUGAGGGAACCCUGACACCAAUGACUGAGUCCAGCUGGAUGGAUGAAUGUUUCACCCCCUCCACCUGCCCGGGGACACCAGAUGCAGUGAUGGACCUUCCCACACAGCAGCCCUCGGCUGUUGAGCGACUAUCUGCUUCUGGCCAACUCAAGUCAGUUAUCCGCCGCACCAAAGAGUCCACCAAUGUGCAUCCAAUGUACAGGGAAGGAAUGUUACGGCGUAAAAUGGGACCAGUCAUUGUGAAGAAGAGCAACUCGCAAGACCGACUUAUUGAGGAGCUGCAGGGGAAACUGGGAAUUGGGCGAGCUGAGCGGAGUGUCCGGCGUAAACAACAGCCAGAUGAUUGGCUGACAGAGGGGGUCAUCGUUAUGUCCAACCCACAGCGAACACGGGAAGAAGGGGCCCAUCCAUCUGUGGAUAAGAUCGUUCUCCCUCCAGAAUCUCCUGCCCCACAGAGAAAAGUCCUUCCCCCUCCGCAAUCUCCCCCAGCACCCAAAAAGCCUCCCCCAAUCAAGCAGACUCCACCGCCACUACCUCCUCCUCCUCCGACCCCUCCCCCUCCUCGACAACCUACCCCUCCACCUCCCAGGGAGCCUACUCCUCCCCCUAAGGAGCCCACGCCUCCCCCAGUCCAGCCACAACCAUCACCUAGCCCCCCUCCCAAGCCCAUCACGCCACCCCCACCUCCCAAGGUCUUUGUAUCAGUGGGUUGUCAGACUGAGUACGACCCCAUCUUCCCACCAUUGCAGAUCCAGUCCCAGGGAAAGACCUCUCCCACCAGUCCACCCAAACCAGCUAACAAGCUGGACAACAUGCUGGGAAGCCUGCAGUCUGACCUCAACAGACUUGGAGUGCAGACGGUGGCUAAAGGUGUCUGUGGAGCCUGCAAGAAACCCAUCGUCGGGCAGGUGGUGACUGCCAUGGGCAGAACGUGGCACCCCGAGCACUUUGUGUGCACCCACUGCCAGGAGGAGAUAGGCUCCAGGAAUUUCUUUGAGCGGGAGGGACAGCCUUACUGUGAGAAAGACUACCACAACCUGUUCUCACCGCGAUGCCACUACUGUAAUGGACCCAUACUGGAUAAAGUAGUGACUGCUUUGGACAAGACUUGGCAUCCAGAGCACUUCUUCUGUGCCCAGUGUGGAGCCUUUUUCGGACCAGAAGGUUUCCAUGAGAAGGAUGGAAAGGCGUUCUGCAGGAAGGACUACUUUGACAUGUUCGCCCCUAAAUGUGGCGGCUGUGCUCGUGCCAUCCUGGAGAACUACAUCUCUGCUCUCAACUCUCUGUGGCACCCUGAAUGCUUCGUCUGCAGAGAGUGCUUCACGCCUUUCAUUAACGGCAGCUUCUUUGACCACGACGGGCAGCCGUACUGCGAGGCCCACUACCACGAGCGGCGUGGCUCGCUGUGCUCUGGCUGCCAGAAGCCCAUCACGGGCCGCUGCAUCACAGCCAUGGGCAAGAAGUUCCACCCAGAGCACUUUGUGUGCGCUUUCUGCCUCAAGCAGCUGAACAAAGGCACCUUCAAGGAGCAGAACGAUAAGCCCUACUGCCAAGGUUGCUUCAUCAAACUCUUCAGUUAGAUCAUGCAUUUGUGUAUAAAUGUAUGUGUGUGCACACGUCUACACGUUUAUUUACUAGCUGAAUGCACGUGUGGAGGUGUGUGCACUUGUGUCUGGCAUGCAUGAGUCAGUGAAGUGUUUUUUUUUGUUUUGUUUUUUUUUUAAGACUGAGGGUGUUGAUGCACUAGUGGAUUACAUCAUAAGGGUGACAAAUGUCUCUGACUAUUAUUGACCUUUGACACUGAAGGGACUUCACUGAUUGUCCAACCUCUCAGGCUCGCCAUUUCACACUUUUGCUAAAGACAUUUUUAACAGAGCCCAAAGAGAUUUUUAUUUGGAGUUUUCUUUGUGCGUGCAACAAAGAAAAUACAUUAAUUUCCCCUUGUGCGUGUGUACACAUAUAAGCAUAUGAGGGUAGACUUUAAAGCCCUGAUUUGUAAAUGAUUUUGCUCCCCAAUUGCAGGGCAACACAUUGCACCAUAUGGUGGUUUUAUGCAGACAUGAGACCGCUACUUGACUGCAUGGACCACCAAGAGUUGACUGAAGCAGUUUUAAAAUAUGAUGAGAGAAUACCCAGUGCUUAGCCAAUGAGUGUUGGAAUAAUCUUAUGACAAAGAUGUAUUUUUCUAGCUUUGGAAACUAUUGAGGUGCCAUUUAAAAUAACCAUGAAAACACACCAUAUGUACACACACACAGAACUCCUCCUUUGUCUUCACUUCUUUAAAAUACCAGUUCUAACUUUUUGCACACUCUCUCGAUGAGACCGUCUUAAGGUGCAUUUUACAGGUGUCUGCGAGAUAUUAGCUAGUCCUUAUUUUUCUACUGUUUUACUAUGAAAAUGAACCCAGAUGUUUUCUCAGUUUCAGUAUACAUUACAUUCACAUUUGUGCUCUUGUAACUUCAGUCAAAUAUGAGUAACCAAUCAAGUAAUCAUGUUGGAUUUUUCUCCCUGUAGCAACUUUGAAUUUGUGUGUUGUGUCAUUUACAUUAAUAAUCCAAAAAGAAAAAAUAAACGGUUGCGACUCAUGGAAAAAAGUAGGUCAAUAAGAGUAUUAUAUGUACUAUGGUUAUUGUUGAACUUGCGAUGCAAUUUAAAAGCCAAAACAAAGUUAACUGUCUUUCCUCCAGUCUAAAAGUGGAGAUAUUACUGCUGUAUGUACCCAAACAGAAUAAAUCAGAAUUAAUUUCAGAAUAAAUAAUGCUUCAGUUCAGCAUUCUUCACCCAUAUUUUACUAUUUCUUUUGUUGUGACUUAAUAAAAUCUAUUAAUGUGGCCGUUUCAA